CAUAGAGGAGGCUGCACCAAGGUGGCCUAUAAAUAGUUUCCCCUGGCUGCCCCACUCAGUACUCAUCUUCCCCCUUCCAUACCUCCAAGGUUCAGCAGCUGCUCUGAAGUGAUGGCCCUGGGACUCCUGUGUCUGGGACUCAACCUGCUGGGGGACUUGCAGACACAAGCCCAGGAGGACAUCACCCUGACCCUGAACAUGGGACCAAAUCUGAAUGAGGCUCCCCUACAGUAGGCAGGCUUCCAGGAAGACCAGAAUCAGUAGCUUCUCUCAGGCCAUGGCCUUGGGUCUCCUGUGUCUGGGCCUCAUCCUGCUGGGGGGCCUGCAGACAAAGGCCUUUUUUCCAGACAUGAUCAAGAUCCCACCUUUGAACAAGGUUCCCUUCCAGCCAGACUUCCAGGAUGACCAGUUCCAGGGGAAGUGGUACUCCUUGGGAGUGGCAGACAACACAAUUCAGAAUGGAAACGGAAGUCAGUUAACAAUGUACAGUGUCAACUACGAGCUGCAAGACGACCACAGCUUCAAUGUGAACACCUCAAUGCUCAGGGACGAGGUCUGUGAACACUCUGUGGAAACUCUUUUCCCUGGCUUCCAACCCGGCCAGUUCACUUUGGGCAACUUGACAAGUUACCGUGGAGUCAUGAGCUACAUCGUGAGAGUGGCAGCCACCAACUACAGUCAUUUUGCCAUGGUUUAUGUGGAGAAGAUUGUCAGAUUCAAGUGGUACUACAAGAUGACCCUCUACGGGAGAACCAAGAAGCUGAGGCACAAAUUGAAGGAGCGCUUCAUCAAAUUUACCACUUCUUUGGACUUCACUAAGGACAACAUUGCCUUCUCUGUCCCAAUUGGGGAGUGCAUUGAUGGCUGAGUAGACACCCAACCCUGAAGACCAGUCAUCUUUACCUUGAUCCGACCUCUUAGGGGCCUCCUGUGUCUCCUCCUCCUGUUCUUACUGUCACCAGUGCCUAAAUUUGGCUGCCACAUCAGCAACAAUGCCGUGGAGAGAGUUAGAAGAUGCUUCUUACAGUGCAACGCUGCCCACUCAUCACCCCAAAAGCCACCUCCCUGAUGGAGCCCUGCUUUCUGGGCUAAAUAAACA
Molecule: messenger RNA, 1099 nt
Organism: Heterocephalus glaber (naked mole-rat)
Lineage: Eukaryota; Metazoa; Chordata; Mammalia; Rodentia; Bathyergidae
Product: neutrophil gelatinase-associated lipocalin-like
Molecular function (GO): small molecule binding
Source: RefSeq, a predicted model, not a curated record